Molecule: messenger RNA, 916 nt
Organism: Misgurnus anguillicaudatus (oriental weatherfish)
Lineage: Eukaryota; Metazoa; Chordata; Actinopteri; Cypriniformes; Cobitidae
Product: interferon-induced protein 44-like
Biological process (GO): immune response
Molecular function (GO): GTP binding
Source: RefSeq, a predicted model, not a curated record
GUUAGGCAUGAUGUGAUGUUUUUGGCCAUUUUUACAACUAAUUUCAGCGAUGAUAACAAACAAAACCUUUUGAAAGAACUGAACAAUUUCCAGCCUGGGAACUCAGAAGUCAACCCUCUCAGAAUUCUUCUGUAUGGACCAGUCGGAGCUGGAAAGUCAAGUUUCAUUAACUCUGUGGAUAGUGCUCUUCAGGGUCGCAUAAAAAACAGAGCCCUGGUAGAUUCAGUGAGUGGGAAAAGUUUCACUCUGGAGACCAAAGAAUAUGAACUAAAAAUGGAAGAGACUACACUUUCACAUUUACCUUUCACAUUGAUUGACACCAAGGGUAUUGAAGAAGAACCUGGAAAUGGGAUGAAGAUUGAUGACAUCAUCAGAACGGGUCACAUCAAAAAUAAACCAAACAUUCCUAAAAAUGAAAAGAACAAAACUCCUCUGCAAGACCAGAUUCACUGUCUGGUGGCUGUUCUUCCAGCAAACACUAUUUCCUUCAUGGUAGAUGAUGUCAUCAGACAAAUGAGAGAAGUUCGUCUGAUAGCACGAGACCUGGACAUUCCUCAAGUCAUAAUCAUGACUAAGGUGGAUGAAGCAUGUCCGCACGUGAAAUCCAACAUUAGAAAUGUCAUUGACAGCAAAAAAAUUGAAGAACAGGCGGAGCAGUGUUUAUCUAAACUGGGAGUUCCUAUGAGCUACAUCUACCCUAUAAAGAACUACCAUAAGGAACAAAUCAACAAUACAGAGAUGGAUAUUCUGAUUUUACAAGCAAUGCUAAAUAUUGUUAACUUCGCCAAUGACUAUGUGAAGGACCAGAUGGACAAGAAAUAACUGCACUUUAAAUCUGAUCCAAAAAGACUGCGGUCCAAAUGUUUUCUGAUUUGAAAAAAAAUUGGAGAAUGUAUAUAAAUUAGCCUUAUUUGUA